ACUUAAAGGCAAAUUCUCAUACAGCAGUGUCUUCUGAUUCUUUGAUCAAGAAAGACGUGCUGCAAACAAGUGUAUAAGAUGUCGGAAAAAACCUGUUGCCAUGGUCCCGGUUACGCAACUCCAUUGGAUGCUAUGAAAAAUGGACCUCGGGAGACUCUUCUCUAUACGGUGACAAUUCAACCCAAUUUGGAUGAGGAGCACGGUGAUUAUCUAUCAACAAUUGAUGUGGACCCCGAUAGCCCCACAUACUGUCAGAUAGUUCAUCGCAACUUUACGAACCGAAAGGGAAACGAGUUGCACCAUUCGGGUUGGAAUGCUUGCUCCAGUUGCUACUACGUGGACAAGAAUGCCAAAUCGGUGCCCAAGAGAAAUCGCUUGGUAUUGCCGGCAAUUAAUUCCGACUUUAUUUAUGUACUUGACGUGGCAACGGAUCCACGAAAGCCCGAAAUCAUUAAAGUGAUCGACGGAGACGUAUUAAAGAGCCACAAUGUAACUGCUCCUCAUACGACCCACUGCUUGGCUAAUGGAAAUAUAAUGAUAUCCGUAUUGGGCGAUGCCAAUGGUUACGCCAAGGGUGAUUUCAUCUUGUUUGAUUCCGAAUUUAACUGCAUCGGAACGUGGACAAAGGGAGAACGUAAGGCGUUAUGUGGCUAUGAUUUCUGGUAUCAGCCCUAUUAUGAUGUUAUGGUUUCUACCGAAUGGGGAGCUCCCAAUAAAUUUCGACGUGGCUGGAAGGAUGAAGAUUUGAAGGACUUGACCCAGUAUGGAUGCCGACUCAAUUUUUACAAAUGGUCAACUCAAACACUUUAUCAAACCAUUGAUCUUGGAGUUGAUGGUAUUACACCAUUAGAAGUGCGUUUUUUGCACGAUCCCAAACGCCCCGAUGGAUAUGUUGGAUGUGCCUUAAACGCGAAGGUUUAUUAUUUCAAAAAGAAAUCCGACUCGGAUGAGUUCGAUGUUAAGAAAGUCAUUGAUAUACCUCAUAAGCUCGUGGAUACUGGAAGUGGCACUGCUACUGAGAUGGGUGGCAUGAUUUCAGAUAUAAUAAUAUCUUUGGAUGAUAGAUUUCUUUAUGUUAACUUGUGGCGUCACGGUGACGUUAGACAAUAUGAUAUAACCAAUCCGGAAGAACCCAAACUCACGGCUCAAGUGUUUAUGGGAGGUGCCAUAUGCAACGAUCUACCAGAUAUUAUUGUGAAAGAGGAUAGAGAGUUAAGUGAAAGGCCACCUCCGCGCUAUGUUAAGGGUCGUCGCUUGGAAGGCGGUCCACAGAUGAUGCAGCUUUCCCUUGAUGGCAAGCGCUUGUAUGUGUCCUCUUCACUUUAUUCGCCCUGGGAUAAGCAGUUUUAUCCCAAUAUGGUGUCCAAAGGUGGUCAUGUGUGCCUUAUUGAUGUCGACGUGGUCAACGGAGGAAUGAAGUUGAAUGAAGAUUUCUUGGUUGAUUUUGGAAAGGAACCGUAUGGGCCAAGUCUACCGCAUGAGAUGCGCUAUCCAGGUGGCGAUUGUACUUCUGAUAUUUGGUUAGCCAACGAUUCUUAAGAUGCAUUCGAUUCCAUACUAUUCUGGGCAAUUGCAAUCAAUAUAUAAAGUUGAGUAUGCUUGAUUUGUUGCUAAAAA
Molecule: messenger RNA, 1617 nt
Organism: Drosophila innubila
Lineage: Eukaryota; Metazoa; Arthropoda; Insecta; Diptera; Drosophilidae
Product: methanethiol oxidase
Exons: 6
Coding region: 79-1539 (486 amino acids)
Molecular function (GO): selenium binding
Source: RefSeq, a predicted model, not a curated record